Messenger RNA from Ricinus communis (castor bean), 2236 nucleotides. RefSeq names its product cytochrome P450 94C1. The coding region runs from base 314 to 1819 and encodes 501 amino acids. The record is from RefSeq and is a predicted model, not a curated record. NCBI's taxonomy places the organism in Eukaryota, Viridiplantae, Streptophyta, Magnoliopsida, Malpighiales, Euphorbiaceae. Gene Ontology annotation, molecular function: heme binding; iron ion binding; monooxygenase activity. The transcript has a single exon.
UUUAGGUAGGGAGAGAUGGGUUGAAGCAGAUGAUCUGCUUCCUUUCCUUUCCCAGUUUCAGUUUUCUGAGAGAAUUUCUUUUGGUGAUGAUGGUCCCACUGUUAGUCUUUCUUUUUAUUUAUUGUUUUUAAUAAACACAGAAUUAUAGCACUUAAAGCGACUCAUUUCUAACUAUAAAAUCUUAAUUCUAUACAUAAAAACCCUUCAAUUGCGCUCUUGUCUAUCCCACUUCUCUCUUCUUUGUCUGUGUCUAUUGUCAUUCUUAUUUACUUUUUCUUUUCUUUUCUUUUUGGUACCAAAUCUUUUUCCAUUAAUGGAGCUUGAAGCUUCCUGGUUUUUGCAGUCUCUUCAUGCUGUUCUUUUCUUUGUUUUACUAGCUAUCAUCGGUUCUUGUCUUUUUUCUCUCUUAUUCUACUCACUAAGAUUAAAGCUUCGGUGCAAUUGUGAGAUAUGUGAAGCUUAUCUCACCUUGAGUUGGACCAAACAAUUCAAUAAUCUUUGUGAUUGGUAUGCUCAUCUUUUGAAGAGUUCUCCGACAAAAACAAUCCAUAUUCAUGUUCUUGGAAAUACUAUAACAGCCAACCCGGAAAACGUUGAGUAUAUGCUUAAAACAAGAUUUGAUAACUACCCAAAAGGGAAGCCUUUCUCUACAAUCUUGGGUAAUUUUCUUGGUCGAGGGAUAUUCAAUGUUGAUGGUGAUUCAUGGAGGUUUCAGAAAAAGAUGGCCAGUCUCGAACUCGAUAGAUUCUCUAUAAGAAUGUACGCAUUUGAGAUUGUUCUUUAUGAGAUUGAGCAUCGCCUUGUUCCACUUUUAUCUUCAGUUUCAGGGAACGAAGGUGGAGUCUUGGAUUUGCAAGACGUGUUUCGAAGAUUUUCUUUCGAUAGUAUAUGCAGAUUUUCUUUUGGACUUGACCCAAGAUGCUUAGAGCCCACUCUUCCGAUUUCAGAAUUUGCUGUUGCUUUUGACUUAGCAUCAAAAUUAUCUGCUGAAAGAGCCAUGGUUGUUUCUCCACUUGUUUGGAAGAUUAAAAGGAAGCUGAACUUAGGCUCAGAAAAGAAAAUGAAAGAAGCUAUGACGGUGAUCAAUAUUUUAGCUCAAGAAGUUAUCAGGCAAAAGCGAAUCAUGGGAUUCCUGUCACACAAAGAUCUUCUAUCUCGUUUUAUGCAAACUGUUAAUGAUGAGACUUACUUAAGAGAUAUUGUUAUAAGUUUCCUCUUGGCUGGCCGCGACACGGUGGCCUCUGCCUUAACUAGCUUAUUCUGGCUACUUGCGAACCACCCAGAAGUAAGUUCAGCAAUUCUAUUAGAAGCAGAUAGAGUUCUUGGUCCGAAUCAAGAACUCACAAGCUAUGAACAGAUGAAAGAUCUUCACUACUUGCAAGCAACAGUUUAUGAAAGCAUGAGGCUCUAUCCUCCUAUCCAAUUUGAUUCAAAGUUUUGUCAAGAAGAUGAUACGUUACCAGAUGGGACUUUCGUGAAUAGAGGAACUAGGGUUACUUAUCAUCCAUACGCAAUGGGACGGAUGGAAGAUUUAUGGGGUCAAGAUUGCUUAGAAUUCAAGCCAGAAAGGUGGUUGAGAAAUGGUACUUUCUUCAAUGAAAACCCUUUCAAGUAUCCUGUUUUCCAAGCAGGAUUAAGGGUAUGUUUGGGGAAAGAAAUGGCUUUGUUAGAGCUUAAAAGUGUUGCUAUUUCAUUGCUUAGAAAAUUCCAUAUUGAAUUAGAGACAUCUUAUCGAACACCAAGAUUCUCUCCUGGUUUGACUGCUACUUUUAGCGGUGGGCUACCAGUUGUGGUUCGAUCGAGCAAGGUAAACCCAUGAUCAAUUACCGGAGUUUUUCUUUCUUGAUCCUCAGAGAUCGAUCCAUGUAUAAUAAUUAUAAGUAUAAUGAUAUUACAAGAUCUUGUAAGAACAGUGAUAUGCACCUGUCAGAGCUGAUAAGGGAAGGUGUAUGAUGUGAAUUAAUGGCCUAAACCAAUAGCAUAAUGCCUGGUCGAUGUCAGGAAAAAAAAAAACGAGGCAAAUAUAUCUCUACUUGUCAAAAAUCAAUGAUCGGACAGGCUCAUAUAUGUGUUAAAUUCUUGUAUUUCCUUUUCCAGUUUCAGUGUGUUUUUGACUAUGCAGAUUGUCAUGUCUAGAUAUAUUCCUUCUUGGAAUCUGUAAAGUGGGCAUGGAUGUACUUCCUUUGUUUUCUUCCCGAAGUUCUGAUAUGAUACAUAUGAACCGCAUGUUUUUGUA